Nycticebus coucang (slow loris) is the source of this 798-nucleotide messenger RNA. Its product is annotated as proline-rich protein 23B-like. The coding region runs from base 1 to 798 and encodes 265 amino acids. Lineage: Eukaryota; Metazoa; Chordata; Mammalia; Primates; Lorisidae. The record is from RefSeq and is a predicted model, not a curated record. The transcript has a single exon.
AUGGGCAGACGACCCCGAAGCCCCAGCGCCGGCCACGCGUCCUGGUGGGGACAGCAGCCCGGAGGACCCGGCCCUGCCAAGCGCCCCCGACUGGAGGAGACACCCGCCCUGGAGCCCAGCGCCGGGCCCAGCCUGGAAGACUCCGCGGGGCCCCCGGCCGCAGUCGCCCUCACCUCCGUCGUGGUCCUGGCCGCCGGCUGUGCCUUGCAAGUGCCCUUGGACGACGUCGAUCUGGUGCUGGAGCCCGAACCAACCUCAGUCCUGCAAGUAUCCUUCGAAGGGCACACCCUCAUCCUUGUCCCCGAGGUCCUCCUAGGCUCGGUCGAUGAAUGCUCGGGAGGGCAGGGCGAUUCAUCUGUCGACCUGGAACCUGGCGUCUGCCUGGGCGCUCCUGGAGAGGAAAUUGUCCUAGAGCAGCCAUUCUUCCUUUCUUCUGUCCCAGAGAUCGCCGCCCAAAAGGGGGCCUUCCACGAGGACGCGGAGCCCUACGUCCUGGCACCCUGGAUGGAACCUCCAGCGGGUUCAGCCGCUGAGCCCCAGCCCUCUGCUAGAAGGGUGUCCAGCCCCUACCCUCAGGGCCGGGUCCCGGAACCCUCUCCUCUGGUCCUCAACCUUAGUCCAGAGAGACGAUCCCCAGACCCCAUGUUCGACCUGGAAUUCCAUCUUUUGGAGCCCUUCCCGAGCUCACCACUCCAACCUCUACCUCCUUCCCCAAGUCCAAGUCCCCGUCCCCACCCGCGCCCAGAGCACUCUCCUCACCCUCCGUGCAGGGCCCGGAGAUGCUUGUUUCCGGAAUGA